CCCCAGUAUGGUGAAAUAAUAAUUCAGUUUUCUUUAUUGAAUUGUCAAAUGAAGAGUUUUUUAUUUUCUAUUUGUUUUACUAUUUAAUUUUUUAUUCUCCAAAAAGGAAUUGAAGACUUCACAACAAACAAAUGCAUAGAAGCGUAAAAUUCUGUACUGGAAGUAAUUACGUUGGUAUUUAUAAUAACGCCUUGAACUGCAUGGAAGGCUACGGGCUCUACGUAUAUCCCGAUGGCAGCGAAUAUCAGGGGUUCUUUCGGCGUGGUCGCUUUCACGGCUUCGGACGUCUCACUUUGGCAGCACCAUAUUCCUUUACGUUCGUUGGGGAGUUCGAUAAUGGCGAAUUGUCUAUUAUCAACCAAAUGAUCUAUCCGGAUGGUUUGAUAUUUAAGGCCGAUUUUAGUGGUGGUAAAUUAAAUACGGCUGAUUGGAAUUAUCUCAGCAAAGCCGAUCGCCGCUACACGCGAGAACUUUGUAUCGAUUUACCGGCGGUAGUGCCUAAUGAACCGAUUUCGCGUUAUGGUGCACGCUCACUGCAACCGAACAGCUACGACACUGAGGAGGGUAUAUUUGUCGAAAAGAGUCGUUUCAUCACGAAAAUACCACCACCAUUUUAUCACCUACGCUUUGUUAAUUGUGAUAAGGAGAUCGAUUGGAUACGACAGUAUUGCCGCCAUGCUGAUAGUGAUGUACCCACCGAGCCAGAUGAAGUUAGUGGGCGCCAGAUACUCGAUGCUAAUGUGGGAGCGACCACGGAAUUGGGUGAAAAUCUAUACACAUGCACAUGUAAUACGGAAAAAGGAUUGCAGCCGGCACAUUUAGGAAAGUUUUGCCGCCGUGCUUUUCAUAACCCCGACAAUUCAUCUUCUAGUUCACAAUACUCGAGGGAUUACAAAGAUGCGCCCAGUUCAAUGAGUACAAGCACAUUUCUCGAUUACCCGAUAAAAAUAGAUUUGCAAUCGCGUUGUGAUAACGUAGUGGCGCAACUGCGCCUAAAGCCCAAUGAUCUCGGUCCAGAUUUUUUCACAUAGAAUAAAAUACAAAAUAUUCAUCUAAAUGAAACCACUUGAAGCUGUAAAAUUUCUGCAAUGCUACUCCUCAACCGACAGAGACACACACAAAUUCUUAUUUGUACGAAUGACUUUGAUAAGGAAAUAUACGCAUAUUGCAUUUAUAAGUUCUUCUGUUAAUUAUUAAUUAUCUCAUAAAAUAAAUUUUCAAUCAAUAUACAAUAAUGCA
Molecule: messenger RNA, 1239 nt
Organism: Zeugodacus cucurbitae (melon fly)
Lineage: Eukaryota; Metazoa; Arthropoda; Insecta; Diptera; Tephritidae
Exons: 1
Coding region: 132-1031 (299 amino acids)
Source: RefSeq, a predicted model, not a curated record